Molecule: messenger RNA, 7271 nt
Organism: Amoebophrya sp. A120
Lineage: Eukaryota; Dinophyceae; Syndiniales; Amoebophryaceae
Source: the annotation of a GenBank genome assembly
GCAUUUUUUCGAAAACUAUUGCAAUCGUUGACUGAGUCAUCUGGGCUAGCACGACAAAAGCUUUUUGCCGGAUCUACGAACUCAUUUUUGCGUAGAGAUGUAUCUAUCAGGAGAGUUGUGAGGUACAUACUAGCAGCUCCCCAGACACUUCUCCUUGCAGAGGACACUACGCCACAUAAAAUCUACUCGACGUCGACUCAGACCAGGGGACGUCUCUUGCGAAGCGGGGGAGUGGAAUCGACAAGAAAAGACAGCAACAAGAACGACAAAAACCAGUCGUGCAGUGAAACAAAAUGAAGGCCCACGAAGAGAUCGACAUGGCGGAGCAGGAGGAGAAGCAGAGUUUGCUUCGCACCCCAGGAGGCGCCAGCACGAACGCCGACGGGGUGAGCCAGUCGAACCAGUCUAGCGUGUUGCUCAUUGACGAACACUAUCAAAUGCAAAAAUGUCUGGGUCUGGAAGAGUGCAUGUUUGUCAUGCUUGUGUGGCAUGAUUCUCAAAUCUGUCAUGCACGUUACCCAAGAGCGCCAUUUUUCUGUCAUGCAGAAACGCAGUUUGUCAUGCAGAAUAGGCAACACCUAGAAGCUCAGAAACUUGUCAUGCUGAGCCAGCACUUGUGGCCUCCUCAUGAUAAGCCACGCAGCAUCACAAGUUUCCAGACCCAGACAUUUUUACAUUUGAUAAACCCCCCCACGAGGGCACUGCUAGUGGGAGCCCGGUCGACGUAGACAAGUAUUCCAUUGUCGGGACGGCCAGGCGGCGCACGUCGUCAGAGCUCAUUGCCUUCACCAUGUUCAAUUUCCCGUUCGGAGCGGUGCUGGGCUGCAGUGUCACGUUGCUCUCGCUGGAAUCCGAAAAGCUCGCGCCGGAGAAUAGCAGUGUAUAUAUCAUAAAGUCGGCUAUUGAAGAUUAUACUUACCCAUGCUACCCUGGCUAGUGAACCCAGUAUCUUGAAGAUCGUCUCAUUACCUCUAGUUUCUUUCCCAUUCGAUCCAAUGCCAGUUAAAUUUAUCGUAUGUACAUCAAAACAGUUGAUGCUCGGGCUUUUCUGCAUCAUGGCCGGUCUGGCGCAGUUGGUGUGCCUAUGAAAUGCAAAUAUGUCUGGGUCUGGAAGAACAAUGCAAGAUUUGUGAUGCAGGUUUUCCAUGACCCAUGAGGUCUGGAAUGCGAGACCCAGCAUGACAGAUUGUUUGAGGUCUCUAUCAUGCCUUUCCUGCACGAGAGACGCCCUCUCAACGUGGUCAAAAGCGGACAGCUUUUGGUACUGACGCAACACAGAUUUUUGCAUCAUUCAGAUUUAGCAUGACAAGUUCUAAUCUUCCAGACCCAGACAUUUUUCCAUUUGAUAGUGCCCCCCACUCGGCAAACUGUCGGAUCGGUGCCGCUCGGUGUACGGGAAGCGCCGCCCCUACAUGACGAUGUUCUAUCAACUGCGAAGAUAAUGUCUGGGUCUGGAACAAGCUUGCCAGACAGAGAUUUGUAAUGCUGAAUCCGAAUUAAAGUGCAGUCAUGUCAUGGAAUUGGAAAAAUGACACUGCCUGUGUUUGUCACGCAAAAACGGGAUAAUUUUGCGUGCGGGUUCUUGCUGGGGUAGUAGUGCACUACGCAACCGCUCAGAACAAGUUUCUCAUGCGUGGCUGCAUACUGUUACUGGAGCAGUUAGCUUGUCACCCAUAUGCAAGUGGCCUCACAACUUUCCGGACACAGACAUGUGAUUUGCACUGCAUUAUCAAGAGGAAAAAUCCCCCCUCCCCACACCGAAAAGGUAUGUUUCCGAAAAUUUGUGUUGCUGAUUUGAGGUCACAAAUCACAUUUGUCUUGCAAGAAGACAAAGGCAGAUGCUUCCGCCCCAUUAUGGAAGCGAUUUGUCAUGCUGUUGCGCCUAAAGGGGAGCCGUUUGCCAUGCUGAGCAACUAGACCCAUACGCCCCUACCUACCCUGGGGAUCUGGCCGCAGUGCCUCUCCAGCAAGACAAACCUGAUUUGUGUACACAAAUCCAGCAUCAGAAAUUCCGUUUUGAUAUGGGGAGGGGGGAUUUUUCCUUUCGAUAUGCAUAUGCUCACCUUUCCAACGAUCUUCGCGUUCUUCCUGAUGUGGCACUGCUCGCUGGAGAAGAAUCUGGUCGGGUAUGUCCUUUCGCUUCUUCUGAUGAUGAUCUGCAUCUCCGCGGCGCAGACCGCCUCCCUCGGCAUCAUUGCGGACCUGGUCUCUCCGGAGCAGCGCGGCGAGGCCAGCGGGUACAGUGGCGCCAGCUGGCUCUUCGGCGCACUCGCCGGGAACUUCUUAUCUUGCGUAAAAACGUACGUCCACACCCCCGAGUCAGGAUGGCGAUUUUGCUACAAGCUUUUGCUGUUGCGCAUGACCACGCGCAGUCUGUGAAGCAUGACAAAUCAUCAAAUAGCAUCAGAAAAUGCGGCUGCGCAUGAGAAGCAUUUUUUUGCAUGCCACUUUGCACUACAAGUCUGUCUGGAGUGGGGCCACGUUUUUACACAUGAUACUUCUGUCUGCAGUCCGUGGCCUACGUGGAUUUCCGGCUACUGUACGGGGUGAUGGCGGUAUCCCACGAAAAAACUGUUUCACUGUGAUGAUUUUGCAAGAUUUGCAUCACAAGUUUGUUAGAGCGGGGUAACAAACUCCAAAAGAGUAGUUGCAGGCCAACUUCUCAUCCACCCGGCCGGGUGGAUGAGAAGUUGGCCUGGAUGGCCUGUCCGCGUCGCCACUCCAUAUGGCUCCGCCCCGCCGUUCGUUCCCCCAGAUCCCGGAUCCCCCAGAGCGUUCGUCUAUCUGCAAACACAAAUCUUCACUCUCCACCCAGAAAACACUCCCACCACCCCAUGAGUUUACAUAUACAGUUUCUAUGAAAUGCAAUACAGAAGAUGCAACUUUCUCUAUAUAUAUAAUGCAGCUUCAAACUCAAAUCUCUAUAUUGAAAAUCUGCACGCGCACGUGCAAGAGUGCAGGGCUGGCGUUUUCUGGUGGUUGGUGGUUGCGAGUAUGUGCAGAAGAGAGGCGAGUAUGUGCAGAGGAGUGGCUGGUGGUUCCGAGCAGUCGAGUGCGGUUUGGUUGCGAGAUAAACCGUGGCACCGCGUGGCGAGAUAAACCGUGGCUACGACAUACGCGUGGCGAGCCCGUGGCUGGUCGGUUCGGAGCCCGUGGGUGGCUUACUUGGUUGCGACAUCAGCCCGUCGCUAGUCGUCUCGUUGGUCGGUUGCGACAUAAACCAGACUCGCAACCCGGAGGGCAAGUCGCAACCUACCGCUGUAGAAGAAGCGCCGCCUCUAUCUCUGAAGAAGCCGAUGGACAUCCAGCAGGCUAUUGGAGUAGACCGCCCGCUUCUGUCUCUGUCCAAAUACGGGGCCCCGAAAGAACAAGCAUGGGGGGACAGACGGCAGCACACUGCUGCUGUCGAGGGUGGUCGAGUCUCGGCUGGUACUUAGAGAUCCGCUAUCGCGCUCCGUGGUGGUUUAUUCAUUUCUGUCCUUUUUAUUCUCGUACUGCUUCCAGAAACAGGAGCGCGCUCUCCUUCUCCUGAGUGCCACAAGCAAAAGCCUUGCACUUAGGCUUCUCGAAUCACGACGGCACGGCGUGCCCUGGUUUAUGUCGCAACCGACCAACGAGGCGACGGGUAACCAAGUUUAUGUCGCAACCCACCAGGUAAGGUAGUCCAACCACGCCACAGUUUAUCUCGCCGCCAAGGAAACCCGGAUCUCGCAACCAAAAACCAAACCACCACCAAAAAAGCGCCAGCCUUCAAGGUGUGCUUGAAGCUCUUCCGUACUCACUCGAUACAUUCGCGACCACCAACCACCACACUGUAUACUCGCAACCACCAACCACCAGAAAACGCCAGCCCCACACUCUUGCGCGUGCAGUUAUAUACAGAGACUUGAAAUUGUAACUCUAGUUGCAUUAUAGCAGCUUGCGUCUUCUGUAUUGCAUUUAUAGAAACUGGCGUCUCUUCUGUGUUGCGUUUGAAAAUAGGAGCUAGUGCCUGUCGUGUUGUAUAUGCAAAUUUAUGGUGUGGUGGGAGUGUUUUCUGGGAGAAUGAGUUAAUGUUUGCAGAUACACGACCGUUCCGGGGGAUCCGGGAUCUGGGGCAACGACGGGACGGAGCCGGAUGGGCUGGCGACGCGGACAGGCCAACCAGGCCAACUUCUCAUCCACCCGGCCGGGUGGAUGAGAAGUUGGCCUGCAACUACUCUUUUGGAGUUUGUUACCCCGCUCUUACACAUGACAAAGAAAACUUGGCAUGCGUGCUUCCUAAGGGAAAACACAGCUAAAAAUCCAAUGUCUUGCAUGUGUAGCAAGACAAACACAUGUGCGUUCCGUUCUAUGCAUCACAAGUUUACAGUGAAACAGUUUUUUCUCGCGAUAGGCGGCUACUUUGUUUAUGUCCUGGCUGGUGAUGAUGGGCAUCGUCGCGGAGCGCGACACGAGCAAGGACCCCGAGGUGAAGAACCGGGGCGCGAAGCUUUGGGAAGAUAUGCAUUGCAAAUUUAUCUGGUUCUGGUAGAUUGCGGAAUUUGUCGUGCUAGUCUGGCAUGACUCUGAGCUCUGUAUUGCGUGGCCGCGUGGAUUCCUCGUGCCUGUCAUGCAAAAACGCACCGGCCUAUCAUGCGGGAUAGUACGCAACGCAGAAUGAACCACGGAAAAACUUGUCGUGGUUUUUGGCAGCGCAUGAUUGCUUCCAGCGUGCUCACUAUGUAUUCCUUUCCUUGCAUUUCACCAUCCCAGACCCAAAGAUUAUAUUUGCACCUGAUAAAGGAGUUCCUGGACUGUUUCACGCUGGAUACCAGCCAGGGCUACGACUUCGCGUUUGUGGUACUGGGCCGCACGUUCUACUACUGCAGCGUCUCUUCCCAGGCGUUCAUCUUUUUCUACAUUCGGGACUUCCUCACCGCGGACCGGCACCGUAUCACCUACAAUCUGGCCGGCGUAGCCAUCAUCAGCUACUGCAUCGCGGUCAUUGGCGCCUCGACCGGGGGGGCCCUGUCGGACCGCCCGGGGUACGGGCGGAAACGGAUGGUGUACCUGUCCUGCAUCGUUAUGUGCGUCAGCUGCGGGAUGCUGUUGCUGUUCCCCUACGUGGUCAACGGAAACUUUGCCCUGCCGAAAACGGUGGAAUUCCGCCAAUUUCCCAAAAUGGCGCUCGACCCGGAGGAGGAGCGAACGGAGUAAGUAGUUUUCGCUGCUUGUUCCUUGGACUGCAGUUGUUUUCGAGAUUUUGAUAUUGAUUCUGCCACUUCCUUGCACCUGCGCGUUUCUGCACAUUACAUGCCUAAAGAAGAUGCCCUGUAGUCCUUGUGAGUUCUUCCAGAACCUCGAAUAAAUGCAGGUUCCUCAUUCCGUCUGGGGACAGUGACGAUGACGGCCCUGCGGGCGUAAAAACCCUGAACUUUCAAACCCUUGCCCAUUUCGUUUCUGACAAGCUCCACUUCGAAAAGUUGAAACAAAGCGUCUUGAGUAUUACAUGGAAAAAUGUCCCCACCCCCAGAGUUGCAAUAAUUUGUGAUGCGAAGUUUCCAAAUGAAAACUUUUUGUCAUGCAUGAAAGGAAUAUGAAUCUUUGUGAUGCAGAGUCUAGGCGUAUAUAGCAUUGCUUGCAUGACAAGCGCCGCUCUUGCUGGGAUCUUUUGCAAUACAAAUUUUCGCUAUUCACGACUAGAAAUCUGUGAUGCUGCUAGAUGCAAGAGGGCGAGUGUUUCUCUUGGAAAGGUUUGCAAUACAAAUGCUCCCAAGUCCGGGGAUGGGGGCACUUUUCACUGCGAUAUUGAACUUCCUUCAUUCCAUCGAAGACCCGUCGCAGCGAGAACUGAGGGGCUGGUAAGAAAGUUAUUUAUUUUCAUCGCUGCGGCUAAUAAUGCUUAUUGUGCUUAUCUAUGGUAUCAGAUUUGCUUUACCAUAGUACUCCAGACCUCCGAUUCUGUCGUUUCUUGGCACGAUAAUUCUUUAUCAAAGAUUGUCUCUACUCCACGUCCACUUUCCAGGGGUUACAUUUUUGCGACCGCCAUGGUCUAUGCCUUGGGAAACGGGGCGUUUUCGGCUGUAGACUACGCACUGGCGUUGGAUACACUUCCUAACAAGAACGCGGCGACGCAGAACCUUGGAUUUUGGUCCAUCUCGCACUUCAUCGGGUUUGCGGUCGGCCCGGCGGUGUAUGGCGUGCUCCUUCGUGGCACCGCGCAAUUUUCCACCUCCGUUGAGGCCAACGACCCGGCAAAUUUCGCCUACACGGGCUACGCCCUGGUGUACUUCACCGCGAUGCUCUUCCAGUUGAUCUGCGCGCUCUUGGUUUUCAAGGUGAAAGGAAGCACCUGAUAAGCUGUACUACUGGGGAACAGUUGCAAGAUCACACGGAAGAUGCAGGUGGACCACCGGAACUGGCUUUGAAUACCAUCAAGACGUGCAAGUAGGUACCACGUCGCGGAGCUUUUUUUGGGCAUGGAGGUCGCUGUGGACUUCCAAAAGACGAGAACUAAUUGCAGAACUUCCGGAUGACCACGAUGAGGCAUCUUCGGCAGGGACCGACGUGUGGUACUAGUCCGUCAAGCCGUUUUUCGCACAUUCCGAGCCGGCGAUGCAGUACGACAUUGUGCGAUGGGAGCUGACUUCUACGCAGGACGUGGCUGUCGGGCCGCAGGAUAUUGACAAGGAAGAAGCAGUCUCGAGCACCCUGCUGCGCAACUGAUGAGAAAGCACAGAAAGCUGCACAAGGCAGCUUGCAACUUGCGUCAAGAAGAACAGCGGGCAAUAUGGCUCUGGUAGCGGAUUUUGACAUUGAAUGGAGGUGGUGGAGUCCGCGCGCGCGGUUCGCGCGACCAGGCGAGUUGCACAUGCCACUACAGGCCACUUUGAUGUAGCUUCGUUCGUGUGGCGUCGCCUUUGAGCCCACUUCAAUCGAAAAACAUUGAAUAACUGUACCCUAUCACAGAGCUUGUGCUUCUUAAUGAGUUUGCUUCUGCUCCUCUUUGCCUUGCGUAUUUUCCGCUAUUAAGACAACGAAUUUUGGGUAUGCUCAUUCGCAGCACAAACUGGGCAACUGGAACUACAUACUUCGAAGACACGACUGAAAGAAGAUAGACAGACGAGUAGAUGGGACCGCGAGCUACAACAAGAAGUAGUCAGAACAUGUCGGAUGAAGAACUUUGAAAAAAAUUGAAGUCCUCUCUCAGUAGAAAAACUCAGGAUGAUUUUCUACGAGAAUGCACAGGACGAGGAUGCCAGAAGAAUUGAACCUCGCCAUGAGUGUGAGUUGCAGCUGUUCUAUUCAAA